UAUAAGGGGAACUAGGAUUCAGAAGAAGUCACAUUACCAUUUGGAAGCAUCAACCGCAGCAUCCCCUGAGAGAACUCUCAGCAUGAAGACCCUGCUGCUGUUGGCCGUGGUCAUGACCUGUGGUUUGCUGCAGGUACACGGGAAUCUGAUACAAUUUACAGACAUGAUCAAGCACAUAACAGGGAAGAAUGCUGUUCUGAAUUAUAAUGGCUACGGUUGUCACUGUGGCAUGGGUGGCAAAGGAGCUCCCAGGGACGAGACAGAUCGGUGCUGUUUCGUCCAUGACUGUUGCUACCGCCGUCUGAAGGAUCUUGGAUGUCACACCAAAUUUCUGAGCUAUAAGUACAGCAAGAGUGGAAGCAAUAUCAUUUGUGAAAAGGAGAACAGCUGUAGAAACGCAGUGUGUGAAUGUGACAAGGCUGCUGCCUACUGCUUUGCCAAACACCAAAACUCCUACAAUAAAAAAUACUGGUAUUAUCCCAACUUGCUGUGCACUGGAAACAAACCAAGCUGUUGAUAAGCCUCACAGCCAAGACACCUGCUCCCCACCAAGGUUGCAUUUCUUUCCUAUUCACC
Ochotona princeps (American pika) is the source of this 576-nucleotide messenger RNA. Its product is annotated as phospholipase A2, membrane associated-like. Gene Ontology annotation, biological process: phospholipid metabolic process; negative regulation of T cell proliferation; lipid catabolic process. Lineage: Eukaryota; Metazoa; Chordata; Mammalia; Lagomorpha; Ochotonidae. The record is from RefSeq and is a predicted model, not a curated record. The transcript has 5 exons. The coding region runs from base 83 to 517 and encodes 144 amino acids. Gene Ontology annotation, molecular function: calcium ion binding; phospholipid binding.